GAUCAAUUGAUUUGUUCUCAAUGUCCUAGAAUACAUAUUUUUUUACGUUAUUUAGUCCAGUUCAGCCACAUCUAUCAUCUUGCUUUGUGACUUGUGAGGAAAGAAAGGGUUUAGGGUUUAGCUUGGGAUCUCUAAGCUCUCUCUCUUCUAUGGUCCUGCCACUGGAGAUUCUGUUUCGAUCGUUAACUAGCAACAAGAAUGCAAGGGGUCGCACCGAAAUUAGCACAGACCACCAAAACCCUAAAAGCUCCGCGUCAAAGCUAAAACCCUCUCACCGACCAAAAAUAGUCUCUUUGUUCUCUCGAUCAAUCCUGCCAUGUCGGACAUUUUUCCUGGCGAGUAUGCAGCAGCUGAGACUGGCAUAUUUUGGGACAUAGAACAGUGCGAGAUCCCUGAUGAACUCAAUGCCGGUGAGGUUGUGCAGAGGGUUAGAUCAGUCAUUUCGGAUGCUGGUCAUCAUGGUACGGUCUCGAUGAGUGCGUAUGGUGAUAUGACUGGUCUUGACUUUCCUUCCGAGGGCAUUAAGCUCAAUCACUUUCCCGCAGGACACACAUACGCGAGACAUACGAAGAUGCUUGAAGACAUCGUGUCCUGGUCAGCUGAACAUCCUGAACCAUCAACUUUGCUGCUAAUCUUGGGAGACACCUCCGAUGACUUCGUCCAGGUUGUUAAGCUUUUGAAAUCCAGGAAGAAUUACCACGUUAUCCUUGUUCACCCCAGCGAUGUGUUUGGAAGUGAUUAGUAAGCGUAACUAGUCGGAUUUACUUAGGCAUGACAUUACCACUUGCUGGACAAGUAACUAUAACAACGUAUUGCAAGUAGACAAGUUCAUGUUUUUUUUUUUGUGGUGUGUUAUGUAUGGAUUUUGUUCCAAUUUAUAUCCAUACAGAGGGUCUCUUGUUUAUUCCUCUGUUGAUCUCUUAAGAUGUUUUUGUUCUGGUCA
Molecule: messenger RNA, 943 nt
Organism: Capsella rubella
Lineage: Eukaryota; Viridiplantae; Streptophyta; Magnoliopsida; Brassicales; Brassicaceae
Product: meiosis regulator and mRNA stability factor 1
Exons: 5
Coding region: 317-742 (141 amino acids)
Biological process (GO): regulation of gene expression
Cellular component (GO): peroxisome
Molecular function (GO): RNA nuclease activity
Source: RefSeq, a predicted model, not a curated record